Cicer arietinum (chickpea) is the source of this 1190-nucleotide messenger RNA. Its product is annotated as rhodanese-like domain-containing protein 9, chloroplastic. Gene Ontology annotation, cellular component: chloroplast. NCBI's taxonomy places the organism in Eukaryota, Viridiplantae, Streptophyta, Magnoliopsida, Fabales, Fabaceae. The record is from RefSeq and is a predicted model, not a curated record.
AAAGUAUUGGGUAAAGUGUGUUAAGCUUUGAAAGCCUAAUUCACACAAAGAUAAGAAUGACAAACACACAUUCUCACAAUGGCAGGGAGUACUACUUUCUACACCUCCUGCAACUUAGGGAGAUGUUGUUUGUUAUUAAAAACUCACAAUGCAAGGAAAGUAUCUCAAUGUGGAAUGAAAAGGAACUUUAGAAUAAAAGCAGAAGUGAAGUUUGUAACAGCUGAAGAAGCUAAGGAACUUGUAGCUGUAGAUGGAUAUAAUGUUCUUGAUGUGCGGGACAAAACUCAGUUUGAACGAGCUCACAUUAAAACAUGUUAUCAUGUCCCUCUUUUUGUUGAAAAUAAAGACAAUGAUCCUGGUACAAUCAUAUUAAGGAGUGUGCACAAUAAUUUUUCUGGGUUGUUCUUUGGGAUACCAUUCACAAAGCCAAAUCCUGAUUUCUUACAAUCUGUGAAGACUCAGUUACAGCCUGAGAGUAAACUCUUGGUUGUAUGUCAGGAAGGACUGAGGUCUACUGCAGCAGCAAAUAAGUUAGAGCAAGCUGGUUUCCAAAAUGUAGCAUGCAUAACAUCUGGACUUCAAACUAUCAAACCAGGGACAUUUGAAUCUGUUGGCUCCACUGAGUUGCAGAAUGCUGGCAAAGCUGGUUUGGUGCAAGUCCAAGGAAAAAUUUCGGCUGUGUUGGGAACUGUUCUUAUUUGUGCAUUUUUAUUCAUUACAUUCUUUCCUGACCAAGCAGAGAAGCUGAUCAAACUGGUCCCUGCAGGCUAAUACUGAAAAUUCCAUUGAUUAGCUGUUUUCAACUCACAUCAUGCAUGUUGCAUAAUUUAGAAAUGUGAGAUUAGAAUUGAGAAACAUUUUGUAUAAAAAAAAACGAAUUGAGGAACAUUAAAAUUUAAAACAUUGGGAUGUGAAUGAGGUGAUGGAAGGGAUCAUGUCAGUAUGGUUAUAAUGGUCAAAACUAGAUUGCUUACCCCACUGCACUGUGGUUGUAACUUAUUUUCCUUUUAAGCAAAUCAAUGUCUACAGCUACACCCAUUUCCAAUGUUUAAGAUGUCAGUAACUUCAUGCAUGUGAUCCUAGGAGUCUAGGACAUAUGUUAUGCUGUUUUUCAUCUUCGAAGAGCCAUUUUUCUGGUUCCCUUUAAGUACAGAAAAAGGAAUAGGUGCUCUAUGAUUCUCAAUGCCAUA